AUGUCACCGAAAAAUCGAAGAAGUCGAAGAACAUCUGUUGAAGGUCGAAGAAGUCAAAGACAAACAACAUUUCCACCUUUAUCCCAUGAUGCAAUAAACAUUAAUACAAACAACCCUGAGCAAAAUAUUAGCAUUCACCCGCCUCCGAUUGAAACAUUAUCUCCUCAACUACCACCUUAUGGGACCACAGAUGGAGCACAAAAUAAUAACAAAUUUUCAGAAAUGAAUCAGAGACAUGUCGUUUCUAGCCAUGAAAAUCCCCCAUCAUCCUUAUCAUCAUCUUCGUUGUUGUCAUCAGAGAAAUCUCCAUCCUCACUCUGUGGGUCAGUGUCCCUAUUACAAGAAUUUUCAUCAUCAAAAGGAUCCGAAUUAAAAUAUAAAGAACUACAGGGUGCGCUUACCUGUGUCUUGACCUCACCUAUCUCAUCAACAUCAGAGGAAUUAAAGAUACGAGUCGUAUUAUUAGGUGAGACUUCAGUAUUUGAGACACUUACCGAGUUGAUAUAUCAUCUGUGUUAG
This is a messenger RNA of Ambispora gerdemannii, 519 nucleotides long. Lineage: Eukaryota; Fungi; Glomeromycota; Glomeromycetes; Archaeosporales; Ambisporaceae. The record is from the annotation of a GenBank genome assembly.